This is a messenger RNA of Spinacia oleracea (spinach), 1782 nucleotides long. RefSeq lists its product as uncharacterized. The record is from RefSeq and is a predicted model, not a curated record. The transcript is spliced from 4 exons. NCBI's taxonomy places the organism in Eukaryota, Viridiplantae, Streptophyta, Magnoliopsida, Caryophyllales, Amaranthaceae. The coding region runs from base 392 to 1702 and encodes 436 amino acids.
GUAUAUUUAAUAAUCAAUUGAUAAUGCAAGUAUAAAUAAAGAGGAGUAUUUAACAAUCCUUACUUACUCCGUUACUCCGAGUGUUUAUUUAUAGAAAACCAAGCAUGUGACUAAAUUCUAUUAUUGCCUUGUUCACACCAUAAUAUUACAUUACAAAAACCAAAAAACAUACAUACAGCUAUAAAUUCAUUUCACAAGUUGGGAAAUUUCCAAAUAUCAUUUCACAAUCAUCAACUUGCAACGUUGAAUUUGGACAAAAACUUGGACCGACUCCCAUCCUCCUGUCCAAUCCUAAUUCGGUUCCAAAUACAAAAAAGAAAAACCCAGACCCAGCUUCCAGCAAGAAUGAGAAGCUAGCUAACAGCAUACACGUACACACUAGCUAUCAAUAAUGGCUAACAGCAAGCUCGUAUCUUCCCAAACUUAUUCGGGCACAUUCCCGAGCCCGGAUACGCCCUCGGGUGGGGAGGAAGACGGUCCGGGUAUCCGGAUUCCGAAAGGGUGGAGCUCCGAGCGGGUUCCCCGCUCCAGUUACCGUAACCAUAGUAGUAAGUAUGUAGCAUCGGCGGCUUUGAUGCCGUUUAGUAGUGGGAGGACGUUACCGUCAAAAUGGGAGGAUGCAGAGAGGUGGAUUUGUAGUCCGGGUAGUUCGGGUAAUAAUCAUUGUUAUUAUGGGUCUGGGUUUGGGUCCGGGUUUGGGUCCGGGUCUGGAGCUGGUCCUAGGACAGCUUCCCAACUUGCGAAAUAUCAAAGACGGGCUAAAUCUAAGAGUGGCCCGUUAAGCCCGCUUGGGCCAGUUUUCUACGGCGGUGUGUAUAAUAGCUUCUCCCCUGUGUUGGGAGUAGGAGUUAUUAAUGGUGGGAGAUGGAGAAAUUCGCUUAUGAUUGAGUCAUCGGGCUUGGCCUCGUCCCGAUUCGAAGAAAGAUUGCCCAUUGAAGGUGGAGGUGUGAGUGAAGAAGGUAGAAGAUCUUGCCCUGGGCAUACCACUCAUUGGUUAGACUCGUGGAGCGGGCCGGCUAGUCCUACCCAAGGCGAAGCGAGCUUGACUAACGAGAACAAUGAGGCUAUGAGUAAUAACCUUGAACAAGAAAAUUGCAAGGGUGAACCCAGAGCUAUAUCAAGGAGGGAUAUGGCUACUGAAAUGUUUCCAUCCAGUCAGAGUAGUGGUACUUGUUCGAGUCCUAAAUCAUCUGUAUCAAAUACAUCUCCUCGUCCACUACUAGUCCUCCGUAAUGAGUCUAGAAGGGAUAUCCAAACUCCAGAAUUUGAAGUCAGGGAUGUUCAAGUUGAUAAACAAUCAAGUACGGCUUCAAGAUCGUCUCACCAAAACGAACAUGUUGUUAGAAACAAUUAUUCUAAUUCGACUACUGGAAUUCAACCGGACAUCAAAAUAUCCAAAAAAGAAGCUAGGAUUAAUGCAUGGGAGAACCUACAGAAAGCUAAAGCUGAAGCAGCUAUUCAAAAACUUGAGGAGAAGCUGGAAAAGAAAAGAGCGUUAUCAAUGGAUAAAAUCAUACGGAAUUUACGGAGGGCUGAAAUUAAAGCAGGAAAAAUGAGAAACUCGUUACCGGGCGAAGGUGAUCGGGUUCAAAGUCGGGCUAAUUCGGAAACAACUUCUAAACUCCCUUCAUUUUGUAAAAAGAUCCGACUUAAAUCAUCAACCAAAAGUUGUGUUACAUGCUAUCCAUUCUAUAGUUUAUAGAAAAUAAUGGAUGUUAUCAUUUCAAUAGAUGAAUAGAUCCAUUAAAUGUACUCCGGAAACGGGCUUUAAUUUUGUACCAA